This is a messenger RNA of Gloeophyllum trabeum ATCC 11539, 856 nucleotides long. Its product is annotated as ER lumen protein retaining receptor. Gene Ontology annotation, biological process: protein retention in ER lumen; endoplasmic reticulum to Golgi vesicle-mediated transport. Gene Ontology annotation, molecular function: ER lumen protein retrieval receptor activity. The record is from RefSeq and is a predicted model, not a curated record. The transcript is spliced from 6 exons. Gene Ontology annotation, cellular component: endoplasmic reticulum; membrane; cis-Golgi network. Lineage: Eukaryota; Fungi; Basidiomycota; Agaricomycetes; Gloeophyllales; Gloeophyllaceae. The coding region runs from base 54 to 692 and encodes 212 amino acids.
GCCAACGACCACCUUGCUGCCCUAAACGCUGCCGACGACGUCGACGAGCAGUCAUGAAUAUUUUCAGGUUUUUUGGCGACUUGUCGCAUCUGGCGUCGAUAUUCAUCCUCAUACAUAAAAUCACGACAACACGAUCAUGUCGAGGUAUCUCGUUCAAAACGCAGGCGCUAUAUGUCACCGUCUUCGUCACGCGGUACCUCGACCUGUUCACGUCCUACGUCUCACUGUACAACACGGUCAUGAAGAUCUUCUUCAUUGCGAGCAGCUGCUACAUUUUGUACCUGAUGAGAGUUAGAUACCGACCAACCAACGACCCCUCCAUUGACACGUUUCGGUUGGAAUACCUCGUCGGCCCUUGUGUUGUCCUCGCUCUGAUCUUCAACUACGGAUACAACCCAACCGAGUUGUUAUGGUCCUUUUCGAUAUUCCUGGAAUCCGUCGCUAUCCUACCGCAGCUGUUUAUGCUGCAGCGGACUGGAGAGGCAGAAACGAUUACGACGCAUUACUUGGCUGCUUUAGGUGCAUACCGGGCCUUGUACAUUCCCAAUUGGAUCUACCGGUACUUCUCCGAAGGCUACGUCGACCCGAUCUCAGUCACGGCAGGUUUAGUCCAGACCGGACUUUAUUUAGACUUCUUUUACGUCUACUUUACGAAAGUGUUACAAGGCCAGAAAUUUGAGCUGCCCGCAUAAUAGCGCAAGGUGUAGAUGGAGGUGGCGGGUGCGCGCGAGUCUGGGACUCGUCAAAAGCCUGCGGCAGGGGGGCAGGUGUACACGGACUACAUUACAGUAUACAUAGUGCAGUAAAUACUUUGCAAACGCUUUCCUGAUCCUUCCAGCAUAAGCAUUCGAUCCAG